GCUGGCCGUCAGUCAUUCAGUAACCAUCAGAGAGCAGUCAGUCAACGUGAGAAACGAAGAGGAGUGAUUCUGCUUGCGACACAACACAUACAGUUAAGAUACAACAAGAAGGAAGUACAGGGAAAAAAGUUAAUUUUUCAGGCGUAAAAUUUCUUCCGCUCGAGACGCAGACGGUGCAGGAAAACUAGUGCAAAGUGUAGCCUGAAUCGCCAACAUUUAAUUGAUUGUUGCUUGAAGGGCAAACUGUGUUUUUCCGUCCCACACCAGAUCCGGGAAUCGAGGCUGGAGCAGAGAAAAAUGAAGAGGAUUCGCUGACGAUUUUGCGACUCAAGGAAACUAUUUGACCGGUUCGACACAGGCGAGGAACGUUAGUGGGCCCACGGGAAAAGGUGGAGUGUAACAAAGCUAACUUAUCGUUUUACUAUUACGGCCACCAGUGGGUGGACCAACUCGUGCUGCGAUGAGCACCAACGAUGACCAGUGGCUAAAGGAAGAUGGUUAUCUGAAUGUGGACAGCGAUUCGGUCGGGAUUGUGUACCACCCGUUUCUGAAUGUGAUUCUGGUGUUCACCCGUUCCAGCGAGGUCAAGGUGCUGGAUGUGAACUCCGGUGUUAUACUCCAAAGUUAUCAAAUUUCUGACACGUAUCGACCGCGAUGUCGUUAUUUGCCAGACCAGGACAAAAUAUUGUUCUGGAAUGGUCGCAAUGUUUCGAUGCGCGGGGACUACAACGGAGUGUUGCUACUAGACACUAUUCUGCAAGCACCAAUCGCACAGGCAGAUGACAACAUCCAAAUAGAACUGCUACUGUCCGAGGCAGUUCUGUUUUUACAGUGUCUGCAGAAUCUUGAACAGCAUGGAUUGGAAAAUACGGCGGAUGUGACGAAUGAAUUAACACUGAAAAUCGGUGAAGCUCAACAGCAUGCAAAACGGGGCAUCAAGGCACAGAAGUGGGAAACAAUUUGUCUAGAAUUACCGCAUUCAUCAUUGCGAAUGGUUGCUGGCGGAAUGGUGAUGCAGUUGAAACGUUUAGACAGGCACAUCCCUGCCCUCGCAAUCGCAUCCGCUAUCAACGAAAGGCUGACGGAUCUUCUUCAAGGUGCCCGUGUGACCGAACCAUCGGCGCUGAAUCGGUUUCACAUGUUUUCUGAGGCUACCCGAAGGCAGACGUUCGAAGGAUGGCCUCACAUGGAUUACAAGUGGGUUCUGCCGGAUCAGAUGGCCCAAGCUGGCUUCUAUCACUAUCCGGGCGAUAAUGGAAACGAUGACCGCGCGAUGUGUUUUACGUGCAACGUAUGCUUGGUGUGUUGGGAGAAAACCGACGAACCGUGGAGUGAACACGAGCGACAUUCACCCGAGUGUCCGUUUGUGAAGGGUGAAUUCACUCAAAAUGUUCCAUUGUCGGUUACGUACGCUACUAGCCCUGCGGUUUCGACGGGUGGAUUUGGUAUCAUAUCAUCUGGAGAUCGUGGAAAUGUCUUUUGCACGGGGAACACAUCGGGUGAAGUCACGGUGUGGAAUGUUGAGCGACAGCUGAAGAAUAUCUACGACUUCAAAGUGAAACUGCAUCCGGAUAUUCUUACCACAACGUCGAUAGGUCCCAAUGCCACAAUCAACGAUAUUGAACUGACCGCCCUUUCUACGUACUUUGUCAAGCCGCUUGGAGGAAUCCCAAAAUCCCGAAUAGCAACCCUUUCGCUGAAACCAAGGAUGCUCGGUACUAAAAUUAUCUGUGGCAUCCGAGUGCAUAACAUUGAACCAGGAGACAACAAACCAGAAACUACACUACUUUUGAUUGUCUAUAACAUCGAGGACCCGAUCUGUUCAGAAGAAAACCCUCCAGCGCUCGGAAGUAAUAAGCAAGUAAGCAGUCCUAGUCCGAAUUCACCGAUUUAUCCUCCUGUGAAAAAAUCUUCACUCAGUACAAUCGACGAAAUGUACGAGGACUGCUUUGUGAAGUUUUUCUCCGAUAAUCAGGAUACGCAGCUACUAGAAUCGAUCGAUAAUCUCAUCUGCAUGGAUGCCCUGAAGAAAACCGAAGCUAAGCUCAGUCAACAGUUCGGUACUAGCUUUAGCAAAUUGAUCGAAGCUUCCUCGUCGUCUUCAACCGUUGGAUCGACGGAAAAGUCGGCUGUAAAUGAUUUCCCGAUAUCCGCCAUAACCCUACCGAUGAGUUUGAACCUAGGUUCCAGCAAGGGACCAACAAGUAUGCUUCUGCCGACGUCGGAACAAGUUAGCACUGGAACUUCGUCUACCCAGUUAAUAUCGGUAAAAUCUUCCGUACCGGACAGUGUCGGCAGUGGAAACGUAUCGACUUCGCUAUCAACCGCAACCAGUCUGACAUCGGCAAACUGUGACAUUAGCUGCAUUCCGUUGCAAUACGUUGAGAUUCCGGAUCGAGGGUCUCAUCAAAAUUUUCGUAUAGAAGAAAUUGUUCCUUCAAGUGACAACAAAUAUCUGCUGGUGGUGUUACGAAUAAAUCAAAAGGAUGAACAAAAUUCGGAUGUUUUGGAGAACGUCGAGGAUGAUCCAAAGACGGGAGAAGAAGAGAUUCCGGAGAUCAUUCAGACGGAUGACUGUGAGAGUGAGUGGAAAACGGUGCUUUAUUUGUACCAUUUGAAUGAGGAAGGCUUGGUCAAAGCCGACGAUCCGCUUGUCAAGUUGUUGACUAUGGAAGAGACUCCCGUGGAGAUUGUUAUGUUGCCAAGAUGCGACAGCACUGGACGUAGCUUCGGUGGCCCGGAUACGGAGAACGGUAUCUUCGUAAUGACUUGUACCGAUGGAAAGUUAAGGCUCGUGUCGUUGAAAACCCUGAACAUUAUUUCCGAAGCGAGCAUCAAAGAUGACAGAUUCGUAUCGGCGACCUACUGCAAGAGCUUGGAACGUUUGUGCGGUUGUACUGCGAAAGGUUGUCUACAUUUCUAUUCGUUUUAUGACUUGGAUGCUGAUUCCAGUGACGAAAGAGAUGACGACAUGACCUGCAUGUUUACCAGUAGCAGCAACAACAACAACAACAACAAUCCUAAGCUGAGCAAUGAACCAAUGGAUCAAAUGCAGUAUAAUUUGGAUACUGCCGGAUCCUCUACUGCGGUUGCUGCGGCCAAUUUGCUAAAAUAUGAAGCAACUCCAUCAACAUCUAGCUCCCCGGCACAGAUUAUGACUGCCCUUAGUAGUAACGCGAAUGCCACCGGAGGAGAUAGUCACCCCUCGGAUGUCCUACUGGCAUACAAAACGGAUAUUUCGAUGAACACAUUACGCGUGCUGUACUCUCUAACGCUGUUCAAUGAAAUGCUUACGCCAUACUCGGCAGAGGUUCCCGCAUGUUGGAGUGAACUGGAGCAGGCCCAGAAGCAACGGCGACAUCCGCAGCAUCUGCGACCCGGCGAUGAUACACAUCUAACCAAAACAUGGAGGCUACAUAAUGACGCCACAACGUGGGAUGAACAUUUAAUCGAGCUUAACUUGCCGAAAUGCACCUCGCUAGGUCAUAUCGACUUCAAGUUUUCCCUGUAUCAACCCUGCACGAACCCGCCUGCCAUUCAGGUGACCUUGCUGAAGCAAAAAUCGAUUGGACUAUGUUCGCGGCGCAAGACACAGUCGAUCAACCGUGUGGACGAGUCCAUCAAUUUCAACAUCGGCUCGGCGGAUGGGAAAAAUUCAAUCGAAAAUCCCGUGCUCAGUGAAGAAUAUCUACAAGCAAGAAAUGCGGAAAUUUUGGUAGGUCCGAUAGAGUUGGCGUCGUGUAUGGACUUGAGCGAACAGGCCGGAUCAGUCACGUUGACCAGCCCGAAACUUCUUAAAUCCAAAGGGCGAAAUUAUCUGCUUCACAUAAAAACGAUGACGGACCUGUCCAAGGAUGGACAGGCGAAAACAAGAGUUCCAGUGCGUAAGAAGGGCAUAACCAGUAUCCUGCUAACAUCAUUCGCAAAUAUAUCGCAACAAAAUCACACCACAGCUACGAAUCACGCGACAACGGCGGCGGCGGCGGGGACCACGGGCAAGGACGGCAUCAGUUUCUUUCCCGACUCCGCCGGCCCUAACAAGCCGCGCAAAAAUGACUUUUACAUAGGUUGCGACUGGCUGAAUGAGAUAUCCGUUACGGUGCGAUCGACCCGACAGGUGUAUAAAAUCGAGAACGAACGAGCACAACGGUUGGCCAUGUUGGACUCCAAUUUGCUACUGGAAAAUUUGCUCAAAUUGCUGUACACCGACGACGAAUCACUUCAGGCACAGCAAAACGUUAUCCUCGAUGUGCUUAUUUGGAUCGUCUUGAUACGACUGGUCCGAUAUCGGUAUCCGAAGAAUCCGUUUGCGAAGAAAAUUAUUCCCACGGAAAUCAAAGAUGUGGCGUCCAGCGAUGUCAACGUACAGCAGUCCGAGUGUAUUCAAAUCAUUGAGCGGCACCUGGAGGAGAUCAUAAGACACUGUAUAGUGCUGGGUAACCGGAGCAUCGCCCACAAAUGUGUCAAGUUCGUUAGUGUGGCCUUGGAGGGUGCCCAGAAUAUGAUCGAUAAGGACGUAUGCAACUCCUUCGAGAAGGCACUGAAGCAAACCAUCAUCACCUGUUUGCCGGAGAUCGUCCAUUCGAACCAUGCCGGUGCCAUGCGUUGGUUCACGCUGCUGAUAUCGGGUGUGUCGACUUGCGAUUCGCACGGUCCCAUUUCGGAUACGUGCAUUGCGCUGUUGAAAGACGUUGCCAACGAAAUGCGCAAGCGAAGCAAUCCGUACACGGCUCUGCUGCGGACACGUUUCGGACUGUACGGUUCACCGUUCGAGGCGGAGAUUUUCGACUCGCAGCCACUGACUUCGAAGAAUACCAACAUGACGUACACUUGUUCGAUUACGAAAACCACCGGAACCGGAUCGAACAAUCAAUCCAUUGAUUUACGGUCGGUUUGCAUUGCCGAUGGAUCGGAGCUUAAGUUCCUUCCGUUGCAGUUGAGACGCAGAGGAAUCGGUAAUCAUUUCAAGGGACUGCUGGAAGUUGAACCUUUACAUUACGUGUGUAGCUCCACGUCGGAUGCCACUCGAUUGGAGAACGUUGAUGCCAACAACAUCCAGACGACCAACAUCAUCGAUGAUUUCCUGAUGGAAAACAGCACCCAGCAGAACAAUAUCGAAACUGUAUCGAAUCACAUCAAGAUGGAUGACAAGGAAAACCUGGACGACGAUAUGAUGAACAACGUGAAAAAUAUUCUGGUGGAUAAAAUAUUCUAUUCGGCACUGAAGAAACAUAAGAUGAAAGAUGACAUCAACGAGGCGAAAAAGAUGGUGGAAGAAAUUGGUGCGCAGAAUGAAAAUUUCAACGAUAUCGAAAGUUGGGGUCCCUCGAACGAGCCGCGAAUUGUGUUUGUCGGAGAAAAUGGCAAUGAUUCAUCGAUAAUCUAUCAUAAAUCGCAGGCAUCGAUUGCUUUGAACAAUAAGAUCCAGGAAUUUUUCGAGGACAGCAAUGCUGAUGAACACGCCAAUGGGCUUCCAUGGCAUAAACUGUUGAGUACGCCACCGAAGCAGACCAUUGUGGUGGACCGAAUGCACUCGGGAGCGAUGCGAUACAUUACACUGGACUUUGGAGCCCCAAUAAUGCUAACCGAUCUAAUCAUUCCAGCUUCUUCGGAUCUUGCCUCGCUGUUUAUUGAUGUGUGGUGCUUUGAGGAAGAGGCAGACAGCGUACGGUUGGUUGUUUCCCAGGAUAUCGGAUCUCGAACGUUGGUUUUAAGUGAUCUUCAGCCUCCGCCAAUAUGCCGUUAUCUGAAAAUAACCAUCACCGGCCGAUACGGGAUGUCAGCUACCAGAUGCCGGAUACCGAUGGGUUCAUUCUACGGGCACAUCGUAAUUUUGGAUCGCGAAUGCUACGGAGAUCCGGUAAUGAAGUAUCUCAAAAACAAGAAAAGCAAUCUGCCGGCUCAGGUCAAGAUACUCAAAGCACUGUACGAAGACGUUCACUGUCGGUAUUGUUUGUCGAGUAGCAAACUGAUGGAUCUGCUCCAGCCCCUGAUCAACAGUGAAUCGUCCAACAUUGCUCAUAUGCAGGCAUUCCUGAAUCGCAUCAAGGAGAACAAUGGAGAUUCGGCUGGUUCAAGCAACACCAAUGUGCAAUACCAUGACAAUCACAAGGUUUACACGGUUUACGAGGAAUGCAUGGCUUUCCAGCAUCAACUGAAUGUCAUCAAGCGCGUCAUUGAUCGAAUCAAGGGACCAAUUCCGGCAGCGGAACUACCGAAACAGCUCAAUCCGGGUUCAGAUCUGUCUCCGAUCUACACCGACAAACUUCGAGUGCUCAGUGAAUGUCUGAUUGAAACUUUGCUGCAUCUCAUCACCACCUACGGUGUUCAAAAUGUUACCAACAUCUACCAGCACUUUGACCAGGAUACGUCCAACCUUCUGUUCGAUACACUCGUGAUUAACGGUGACACUCACAUCCAGUUGGCUACGUGUUCGAUGUUGGUUCGAAUGUGUUGUUUUCAGCCAUGGUGGGGCGAGUUUCUGGCUGAUAAAUUCCUGAAACUGUACUCAUCUCAAAACAGUCGCAUAUUCCCGCAGGAUCGCGUCUUCUUUCUGCUCACUUAUCUCGGUCGCAAAAGUAUUUCGAUGGGAAGCUGCCGGUCGAUUGUGAUCGAUGCCAUUCUGAAAAGUUUGGCCACUCUGCUGGCACCGCUUUCGCAGAACAGUACCAACGGAUUGAACAUCUGGUGCAACACGGAUCUGAAUCUGCUGGGUUGGAUUCUGUUGUUUCUUUCGGUUUGCCUCGAUGACGGAACACCCGAAGGAAAAAAGGAUCAAAGCAACAUGCGGUGGGAUUUUAUGUCGGGUGAAACCGAUAUGGUCAAGGCCCGGUUAAACAUGGGCAACGGAGGCUUGCGAACGCUAACUAGAACAUUCAAAAAACGUUUCCUGCAGAGUAAACACUCCAGUACGAGUUUGGGCAGUGGGGGCAGUAGUAACGCCGUGGCCGAGAAGAUGUACACGAUUCACGCGGAUGCACUUCAAGGUACCGCCAGUAAACUGGAGAUGGCACUGAAGCAGCAUGAGAACCAACUGAAGAAAUUGCAGAAUAGCAUGAAUUUUGCUAAUUAUUUCAAUGAAAUCGCCAAAGGAAAAUCGAUUCGAAAUCCCAGUAGCGCAGAGGGCGGAUCGAGGAGUUCACACUCCGGUGGCAGUGGUUCGAAAGACAGUUCGGAUGGAAGUGCCAAUGAUAAUGAAACCGCUUUCGACAAGGGUUUAAAAUCGUUGAAGAUCGGAAACAUAAUCGUAGUGAUACGUGGCUUGAUCGGUUUGAUCUUGAGCAUGGAUUUUACGUGUAACAUGGAUUUGUUUUUGAUCACUUGUAAGAUCAUUGCCCGUUUGGUGCUAGCUUGUAGACCGGUUGUACAGUUGUCGAAAAUCAUCACGACCAACCAGUUGCUGCAGUUGGUGCGGAUCGCAGUUUGGGAGAAUCAACAGCAACCAUGGGCGGUCCAUGCCAUUACUUGUUUGCUGCAGGAUGUACUCGAAGCGGACAAGAACUACAAAGACGAUGAGAACGAUUCGGGAAACUCCAGUGGCGACGAAGCCUCGGCGUCGGCUGAACCCAGUUCAUCGGCUAGGCCACCGGUGCCGGAGACGGCGUUCAAACCGAUCAUACACAACAUUCAGGUCACGAAGGACGUUAGCUACGCGGAUGCAGUGAAAAAUCAGCUGCCGUCGUUGAUGGAAUGUGACGAUGCCGAUAUGGAAGAUAUUUUGAUUCUGGAUGAUAUGUUGGAGCGUGAAAAGCGAGUGUUUAAAAAGGACGCCGGUACGAGCAUUGCGAGUGGAAGGAAUGGAUUGACGUUCUUGUAUAAGACUGUUUCUUCGGCGAUGGAUGCACGGUUAGAGACCGGUUUGGAUACCAACGUGGAAAUUACUUUGCGGAGAUUGGCAAUGAAAGCCACUUUCAAUCUGAUUGCGAGUCUGCCUCAGAUAUCCGCUGCAGAUUCAUUGAACAACACAAAUCUGGUCGAGCUUACUGCCUGGCCAGAGGCGAUUGUGGAAGCCUGGUCCGGAGCUGAAUACCAGCAAGGGUUUGAAACAAACGCUAUGCUUACCGAAGUGUUCGAUAAUAUUCUGUGCGAUCUGCACCUGGUAGAUUCAUGGUUGAAUUUGGAGAAGAUCCUGCAGCUUUGGUUGACUUUGAAUGGGGAAACCCUCGAACAGGUCCCAGGUAGCAACGCGCCAGGAUUGAAUGCGUACUCGUUCCCGAAAAUUCCCUUCGGAGAUCGAGCGGUUCACGGUCUUCUGAAGGCGUUGGCCUCCCAUCCGAACAUUAAACUGAGAGCCUGGUGUCUGGGUUUUCAAUGUUUGAUACUGGCCUGCAAGCCACACUUCGAAGCCGACUAUAUGGACUCAAAUUCCACAACCAGUGAUAAUCAUUUCCGCAAAAUGGGCAAUCUAAUUGUGGGCGAUGACAACUUUGAGAAAAUGCUGUUGCGCUUCUUUUCCGGAGUAGAUCAAUCGGUUUCUUCGUUGGAUAGCAACCGUUAUGCUGGUCCCACUGUGUGCAAGUUGGUUCUGGAGUUAUUCAUCUGGUUGGAGCUCAAGUGUAAUGUGAAGGAAAAACUGAAGGAAAUCUUGCUAAAGGUGAUUCUACAUCUGGUGCAGUUCGGCGGUGCUAUAUCCAACCAGCAAGGACCUAUCGAUGCCCAAAGUCAACUAAUAAAAGAGCUGCUAUCGUUCUCGUACGACAAGGGCGACCUUGGCGUUGCGAUGAGCAUCAUCGAAUGUGUUUCACAUCUGGUUUACAACAACAUCGUAAACGUGGAGAAGUUGUACUGCUAUCGUGGAUCGGAAACGAGCAAUUCCAACAAUAUGUUCGGUACCCGCUUUGGCAGUUUGUUCGCGACUGUGCUUGGUUCGGAGAAUGCCCGUCAGUGCAAGACCGUCACGGAUAACACACUGCUGAUUGAUCUAUUGAAGCUGGCUUCCAUUCUGGUGAACACGAAAAAUCCUCGCACCAGCGAGGAAAACACCACGGCUUUCCACGAGAAUGCUCCGUUCAACGAAUUGAACACAUCCAGCGAGAGUCAAACGGAUGAAAUCAAGGCUGAGCAGCAGCACUGUGAACCAAGACCAAAGACGCCCUGUUUCGCGGACACGGUUUUGCAGCACACACCCACCAUGACGCGACUGUUGAGCUCCCUGUCGCAUUGUUCAAAUUCAUCAUUCGCAAUGUUGGUAGCAUCGUCGAUGUAUUCGUCAACAAUGAGCGAAUCGAAAAACAACACCCUCAGUGAACCACAAACCGUAGCCGAUGCUGUUUUUCAACUUCUGCUGUACCUCAGCCGGUCGGCCACGCAGAACAUUUUGGUGGUGAAACCCUUGUUCGAUUACAUCAACAAUGCCACUAGCAUGCGACAUGCUAUGCCAAAACUACAACUAUCGGAACCGUUUCUAUGGUUUAUCCUUAAAGUUCUCGAGACAUCUUCAUCCGUAGGAAUCUUUACCGAAAUGGGUGGCAUUAAGGUGCUGUGUGAAAGUUUGGUUCGAAGUAACCGGGCACUGAUCAACACCCAACCGAGUCUGGUAUCGAUGAUCAUGCAGCGUUUGUCCAAGUCGUCGAAUCUACAAACCACACUUGCCAGUUCAUCGAAAAAGAGUACAAUCACCACUCCACGUAACGAAGAUGGGCUCAUCAAUUUCGCACCAUACUGCACGAUAUCGUCGGAGAAUCAAACAGCCCAGCCAGCGGAUGUGCUGAUCCAGGCUCCCAUCGCAUCCCACAGGCGAGCUCGGAAUCCUGCCUGGAGCUACCUGUUCUACCCGAAUGAGUCUCAUGUCGAUUUAACAAUCACACUACCAACGGCUGUUUUGCUAAAGGAGAUUCAACUACAACCCCACCUUUCCACGCUUGCUUCUUGUCCGUCGGCUGUGGCCAUCGAAAUCACCCGGGAUAGCAAUCUUGGUCCUAUUCCUAUCACGCAACCAAUAUCAACGGUUGGAAUGACUUGUAUUCGCCUGAAAUUUGCCCAACCAGAAAUAGCAACUAGUGUCAUAAUUCGUCUCUAUCGACCACGGGAUGCUACAAACAUUGGAUUGACGCAGAUAUCGGUACUGGGCACAACGACGUUCAGUGAUGUAAAUUACGGAACGGGAGCCGGACCGAGCUGGGCUAGUGGAGCACCGGCCAUUGGUAUUCCGAAACCGGGUAGUGACGGGCUUGAGUAUCAUAACGAUGACGACAAAGUGGCGAGAACCAGCUUGGGAUGGCUCCGGAUACUGGCACAGUGUUUCAGCGUAGUGAUUUAUGCAUCCGAUCAACAGCUCUCCAAUCGAGUGAUUGUGGCAGCAACCGAAGUUCCCGGUUUCCUCGAAGCUUGCUGUUCGCUACUGAACAUCGCACCAAGCAGCCCGAAUUUUGCCCUACAAAACCUGGAGACGGUUCUGCUCAAACUCGGAUUGCACAGUCGCGAAUUUGGACUGAAACUAAUCAAUAUUCUUCUGAAAGAAAGCAUUCCACAAACGUUCCAACUAUGCAAUGACUCAAUAUCGGAUCUCCUGUAUCAUCUGUGCACGACUCAAAACGAGUACACCCGUGAUCGUUUGGAAGCGAUUUUACUGUGGGUUCAGCGGCUGUUCGAACGAUACCAUCAAAACCAUACCUAUCGAUUUAUACUGCAUGCUACCAAUCCGUACAGUGGAUUUAUCAAGUGUCUAGCUUCAAUUCUGUGGCAAGUCUAUGCGAUCGAUCUCAUUCCGGAUCUUCCCAACAUGAUAACGAAGGAGCUAUUCGAAACCCUUUACGAUUGGAAUCAGGAGCUAGAGCAUGACGAACCACUGAAAAAGGCGAUCGAUGCGGUGCUGUGUUCGGUAUGUUGCAUUCGACCGGAACUGUUUACAAUGCUGCUGAAGAGGAUGGCUGUUUUGGUGCCUAACCUGUCGACGGAUUUGACUGCAUCGAUCUCGGAUGAUCGCAAAGAUGGCGAAUGUAUGACGGAUGACAUCAAGCAGGAAGAGUCGGAUGCUGCUGAGUGGUACAGUCAUUUUGUGAUUGAAGAUCUUUCGCGGUUAAAUCUGUCGAAAUCGCAGUUGACUACCAUCUCCAUGGCUUGCCAAUCGCCACUGGCCGUACAACAGCUGAUCGAUUCCGGUCUGCCGAAUUUGCUGACCUCUGUUAUAUUGGAGUUUUGUCAUCGUGUUCUGAAUGGCAUCAAUAAAAGUCAAAGAAGUAAAAUUUCCUCCAGUAGUUUCGAGCGUGAAAAUCAGGAAAUGUUUGAGGAACAACAUCCGGCUGCUGCAACUUCUGCCGCUGGUGGUGAUCCGGGAGAAUCUAGUUCGUGCAUGACCGACGCCGACAAGGAACACCACAAAUACUCGAGUUGCAGCUCAAGGGAAAUUAGCUAUCCCAUGGUCAACAUUCAGAAAGUGACGGAAAUCUUAGAAUUUUUCACCGAGGUCUGUUCCGAAGGUCACAUGCGGGACUGGCUAGGAUGCUUCGAAGGUUCGAUCUUCUGGGAACCCAUUCUUUUACUACUGUGCAACAAUAAACUAGCGAACAUCACUCCGGAUGUGACACCCCAGGCAUGCCUCGACCUGGAAGAAUGCCUUAUCAAGUUCCUUUCUAAAGUUACGUCUUGCCAUCCAAAGAACCAAGAAGUGCUAACCGUAAAUCUUAUUUCCGUCAUUCGUAAAUCUGAUUCUAACACCAGCACGAACAACAGUGCGGCCAGUCUGAGCAGUGGCAGCAAUCGGACCUCGAACGGUGGCAAGUCAUGCAUUUCGGGCUUCACACGUAGGUUAGUGUUACAGAUUCUGCUAGAGAGCGAGAAGAUUAUGAUCGCUGUACGCAGCGACCUACCGCUGCAAAGUAAAGAUCACAAUUUAUACAACGUAAGCCAUCACCCUUCGAAACGGCCAAAUGCGCACUUCCUGUUGUUUUAUGUUAGCACUAAUUGCAAGUGCCAGGAAAUUCUGGAUCACUGCACAACGGUAUACAAUCAGAUAAUACCAAAUCUGCCAUCGGAUAGUCGUGUUGGUGAGGUGUUGGCCGGGUCUUCUGGUGCUACUCACGUAGCCGGUGGUAGCGAUAGCCGUAAGGAACUUUGGGAAAUGGGGCUUGGAAUGGAGUUCCUUAGUGUCGCUGCCGGUGUUACUGCCAAGGACAAGCGUCUAAAGGAGGCAAAAAAUCAGGCGACCACUAUGAAGCAGAAGGAUAUCAUGUCCAUGUUUAAAAUGAAAAUUGAUGAUCCCAAGCUUAGUGCUCCGGAUGGUGUUGCCCUGACUCAUACCGCCGUGCCGAACGGACUGAUCACAAGCGACGCGACUAUAUCGCAAAUAUUAGCAAUGCUCAAAUCGGUCGGCAUUUCACUGUCAACGCCGUGCAUCAACUUGAAUUUAAUCGAGUCGAAAAAUAAAUCCGACAUCGAUUUAACCUGCGAAAGCAGUAGCUCAUCCACCGCCACUCCACUGCUCAAAGCAGCCGAUUUCAUACCUCUUCCAUCACCACUGCAAAUUUUCUCUAGCCGAGGCGGCCUAUCGCUGCUAGCCCACUUUUUGCCAACGGUUUAUCCCGAGACACCGAAGUCACAGCAACAGCUUGGAGAUAAAGAAAAAAGUCCACCCGGCAAUGAUUGGGUAAAAGUCGAACAAAACGAGGAAAUCUACGAAGACCUGGAUGAUUUCCUGGCAGAAUCGUUACCGAAAACCCAAACGAUUUCUGCAGUUCCGCAGCAUUCGCUGGCUGCGUUUGCACUGUUCCUUAAAUUGCCUGCAUAUUCGGAAGUUUUGCUAAGGGAUAAGGUUCGCGCGCAGUGCCUAUUACGUUUGAUCCUCGGUGUAACCGGUGACGGAGAAGGAAAUGAGAUCUACAGUUUGGCACUUUCGUCAUCGUUACCCACACUUCCGUUUGAAGUUUUUCGUCAGUUACUUGAUAGCUCUCCAUUGACGACCGAUGAUGGAGUGCUGCUGCGACGAAUGGUGAUUGAGGUCGGUGCAAUUCAUCUCGUCCUAAACUGCCUGAGCAUCUUCACGCAUCAUAACAGUGGAAGUUCCAGUAGCAAUUCGAAUUCUUCUGAUAAUAUUCAAACCAGUGCUAGUAAUAAACCAGCACCGGUUGCCAAUGGAAACAGUACUGAGGAGCAAUUCAAUUCGGAUGACAAGAGCCACAUGUAUUGGGCCAAGGGUACUGGCUUUGGGACAGGCUCAACACAACAGUCAUGGAAUGUGGAGCAAGCACUUCUACGACAGAAAAGCGAAGAAGAACACGUCACGGUUCUUCUGCAGGUACUUUCAAGUUAUAUCAAUCCUGGCGAUAAGAUACCUUUGAACCUAGACAGUGAUGAGUUGAGCUAUCGAGAAUGCAGUGAAACUCUUCCGGAAUUACCUCCAAUAUUUUUGGAUCUUCUGCAGCAAUCCUGUUUAAUACCAGCACUCAGUUCAUAUCUGCGAAAUGAUUCAGUAUUGGACAUAACGCGGCACAUUCCUUUGUACCGAGCGAUUCUACAACUUCUGCGCGCCAUUUCUCUUUCGAAUCAACUGUUAUCGCUGUUGGUGAACAAGAACAACGAAGGAAAAAUCUCCAUCGCAUCGUUGCUGUCCAACAUGAAAGCAUGCGUUGAUACUUACGCGAGUCGACUGAAAGUCAACAAAAAGUCGAAUCUAAAAGGGCAAACACAAAAAAUCACCGUCAGUUUAGACGAUGGCGAUGACGAAGGACUGGCACUUCUUAUACCGGAUAUACAGGAAACAUCGCUGUUGGUGCAAAAUGCGACUAACAUAGAAGCGGCGGUAUCCGAAGAAGAACAGAAGGAGUUUAUACAAAGACCGAUAGCUAAAUCUGUCGAGGAAAAGUAUUUGGAAUUGAUGAAGGCGCUCCAAUUCGACACCUUUGAAAUGAUUGCUGAAACCGACAACGGUUACCGGUUCACCAUUUCACAUCAUUUUGAAACCAACGUACGCAUGGCCGGUGAUCGAGGUCAUCCUGGUCGUGUGAAACGGCUAGCACAAGAAACGGUCACCCUUUCCACCAGUUUGCCUCUAUCCUACAGUAGUUCCGUUUUUGUGCGCUGUGAUACCGAUAGGCUAGACAUAAUGAAAGUAUUAAUCACCGGUCCGGCGGACACACCGUACGCAAACGGUUGCUUCGAGUUCGACGUGUACUUCCCACCCGACUACCCGAACUCACCGAUGAUGAUAAACCUAGAAACUACCGGUCGAAACACGGUGCGAUUCAAUCCGAAUUUGUACAACGAUGGCAAGGUGUGCUUAUCAGUUUUGAACACCUGGCACGGGCGACCGGAGGAAAAGUGGAACGCGCAUACAUCGAGCUUCCUGCAGGUACUAGUCUCAAUUCAAAGCCUCAUAUUGGUUCCGGAACCAUACUUCAACGAACCUGGUUUCGAAAGGAGCCGUGGCACGCCGAGCGGUUCACAUAGUUCACGGGAGUACAACAGUAACAUAUACCAGGCUUGUGUGCGAUACGCAAUGCUCGAACAGUUGAAGAAUCCGUGUCCCUGUUUCAAAGAAGUGGUUCAUACUCACUUCUGGUUGAAGCGGAACGAAAUCUGUGCACAAAUUGAAGACUGGAUCGCAGAGCUUAGUAAACCGCUGCAGAACGAACGCACCGGCCGGACGAUCUCGUUUAACGCAAUGGUAUUGCGUAGACAGUACAGACAGUUGCGCGAAGAACUGGCCAAACUGGCCCCACCCGAUGGGCUGGACGAGAUCGAUUAUCCCUUCAGUGCUGGCAUCACACCGACGACUCCAUCCAGCCAAAUCGGUGGUAGUUCCACGAAUUCACCGCCGGAGAAGCUAGUGACUGAGCCGAAGGAAAACGAUACGAUGGAUUUCAAACUGAGCGAAGAAGCAAUCGACAUGGAUGUUCAAUACGAGGCAGAUGAGAUCAUUGUCAAACCGGACUCCGAUGAAGUAGACGAAGAGGAAGCUGGUAGUACUGGUAACGAUAAGGGAACUAGUAUUCCGGAUGAGGUGCAGGAUGAAAAUCCGGAUUUGUCACCGGAAGAAAUUGUUCUCUCGAUGGUGUGGUAAGUUUCUUAACCUUUUAGUGUUCGUGUCGUGCAUGUUGUGGUCGUUCGAUUCUGCGUUUCUCCGAUUGUUGGCGGAAGAUAAAAGGUCCCUAAUACAGUCCGUGUGCGCUACGUGUGACCGUGCAGUAACAGGUUAAAACUUUCCGGUCUUUUCGAUGAUUUUUCAGAUUUUAGAAAAUCCAAUUGUGUGGCCUCCACCCGUGGCUAACUAAAAUGAGGCAAACGCUUGCAAAAAAAAAACAAAGAGGCAAAUCAGCUAGAACUAUUUGUAGCGAAGCAAAGUCCGUGCUAUGAAAGACCACAUUAAUAAUGUAGUAGGGAAGCAAAAAUCCAGUAUAAUAUACGAGAGAAAUGAUCCAACACAUAUAGAGAAAGAGCGCUCAGUUUAUCGACAAAACGAUAUCAAUUGAAUUGAUGAUGUGAAUGCUUAAAAUUUUAAAUGAUACAGAAAAUAAACUAAAAACUUAGCCAUACUAAUAAAUCAGAGAAAAAAUGUUUAUUCCAACUACGUUUCGUUGACUGUACUUGUAGGGGCAAAUAAUUGUUUAUUUAUUUAUUAAAUCCAAAAAGUGUAUCUCAAUCACGAUAAAUGUAAUUAGGUUUUGUACUUCUGUACAACUCGUACUGGGGUUUCAUUUUAUCAUUAAAAUUCAUGGGAUAUGUGAUCACUCAUUUUUCAUUGUACUUUUAUCAAUUCGUUAAACAAAUGUUGAACCAACGGAUACGCUUUUCGGAUUAUUUUAGUGAUUAACUUUACAACUUGCUUUUUACGACAUUGAUCAGUACACUCCCAGUGGAAUGAGAGCGAGUGAGCGAAUAACGAUACUGCGUUGAAUUUGAUUGUGGAAAAAAAUACAUGUAGCAGUAAAUACAGAUCAACAUACAAGUAAAUUAAAGCCGAAAUUAUACAAAAUAAAAAACCAUCUGAUAUGGAUAUUAUUGUAUUGUACUAGUAAACAAGACAAAGUAAUUGAAUCAAAA
Malaya genurostris is the source of this 15975-nucleotide messenger RNA. RefSeq names its product baculoviral IAP repeat-containing protein 6 (gene Bruce). Gene Ontology annotation, molecular function: ubiquitin conjugating enzyme activity; cysteine-type endopeptidase inhibitor activity. Gene Ontology annotation, cellular component: nucleus. Gene Ontology annotation, biological process: regulation of cytokinesis; apoptotic process; negative regulation of apoptotic process. The transcript has 21 exons. Lineage: Eukaryota; Metazoa; Arthropoda; Insecta; Diptera; Culicidae. The coding region runs from base 461 to 14995 and encodes 4844 amino acids. The record is from RefSeq and is a predicted model, not a curated record.